Molecule: messenger RNA, 1983 nt
Organism: Pistacia vera
Lineage: Eukaryota; Viridiplantae; Streptophyta; Magnoliopsida; Sapindales; Anacardiaceae
Product: AFG1-like ATPase
Exons: 15
Coding region: 199-1716 (505 amino acids)
Cellular component (GO): cytoplasm; chloroplast; mitochondrion
Molecular function (GO): ATP binding; ATP hydrolysis activity
Source: RefSeq, a predicted model, not a curated record
GUCAGUAUCCUCCAAAUUUAUUUGAGUCUUGAGAAACUCACGCUUCGCCUCCUUUCUUCCCUAUUCUCUCCAUUUCAAUCCAAUUUCUCCCCCAUUGCUUCUUUUCUCAACUCUCUUCAAUCGGCCAAUCCGCUUGUUGCGGGGCUGUUGUUUUAAUCUUGAUUGAAGCGACGGGUUUUGUGGCGUUUUGGGGGAAAGAUGAGGGGAAUAGUGGGAUCUGUUCACCACUUUCGAUCAGUUCUACGAGGUCAAAAUCGUCUUUUGAGGAUACCCAAGUGCUUGAUUGACAAUAAUCAUAAUCAUUUUCAUGGCUUUGGGUAUAGUGUUUUUAGUAAUGUGGAAAAAAUCAAUGGAAUUGUACGGCCAAACUCGUUCAUGGUUUCAAGAGCUUUGUCUACAGAAACUACUGCUAAAGAAACCGUUUCAGAGGUGAAUAUAGCAGGGCCUCUUGUGGAGUAUGAAAGAAGAAUUGCGGCUGGUGAGCUCGUAGAUGGUGAUACUUGCCAGAUAGGAACCUUAAGAGAACUUCAGAGACUAUACGAUGAGCUUGUUGAAUCAGCUGAUGCCUGCAAGUUAGAUCGCUAUGCAUCUUCUGAGAAGACUGGAAGGAGUCGGUGGCUAUGGAGUCGCUUAAUGCCACAAUCUUCGGACUCACCUGUCAAAGGAUUAUAUCUUUACGGAGGAGUUGGCACUGGGAAGACAAUGUUGAUGGACUUGUUCUAUCAUCAACUGCCCUGCAAUUGGAGGAAGAAGAGGAUUCAUUUUCAUGACUUCAUGUUGAAUGUCCAUAGCUGCUUGCAAAAGCACAUGGGUGUGUCAGAUCCACUUGAAGUUGUUGCAGGGGAGAUAUCAGAUGAGGCCAUUUUAUUAUGUCUAGAUGAGUUUAUGGUUACUGAUGUUGCGGAUGCAUUGAUAUUGAAUCGUCUUUUUGGACAUUUGUUCAGUAAUGGUGUUAUACUAGUUGCCACUUCAAACCGUGCUCCGGACAAUCUCUACGAAAAUGGAUUACAGAGGGAUCUUUUUUUACCCUUCAUUGCUGCCUUGAAGGAAAGAUGUGUUGUCCAUGAAAUUGGCUCGUCAGUAGAUUAUAGGAAACUGACAUCGGCUGAGCAAGGUUUCUACUUCAUUGGCAAAGAUUCGUCAGACCUUCUUAAGAAAAAAUUUAAGGAAUUGAUCGGUGAACAUGAAGCUUGUCCACAAGAGGUUGAGGUUGUAAUGGGAAGGACAUUGCAGGUUCCGUUGGGUGCUAAUGGAUGUGCAUAUUUCAAAUUUGAUGAACUGUGUGAUAGACCUCUCGGAGCUGCAGACUACUUUGGAUUGUUCAAGAAUUUUCAUACCCUAGCUUUGGAAGGUGUCCCAAUAUUUGGACUCCACAAUAGGACAACGGCAUACCGGUUUGUCACUUUGGUUGAUGUAAUGUAUGAGAACAAGGGCCGAUUGAUGUGUACAGCCGAGGGUAGUCCUGUACAACUUUUCAGCAAGAUAGUGACAAUUGCUGACGCCCAGCACAUUGCACCUAGAACCGCCUCAAGAUCUAGGAGAACCGAUGAGUCAGAUCUUUGCGUUGACAAUGAAUUGGGAUUUGCAAAAGACCGCACCAUUAGCAGAUUAACGGAGAUGAAUAGCAGAGAAUACUUGGAGCAUCACGCGACCAUGUUAGCCGAGAAGCAAAAUCUCUCACAUCAAGUUGGCAAUGCUGACUCAAUGCAAGCAUGAUCAAAAGGAUCCGGCAUGUUUAAAACCCACAAAAUCAUUUUUUACUGCAGAACGCUAAACAUUAAACUCUAAACAUUUCAUGGGUUUUGGCUCAGCUGGGUGCCAAGAAAAUAUACACAUAGGUUUCGGUAAAUCUGAUUAUCAGUCGAAUAAAAUGUAAUUUAACAUUUGUAAAGUUAAAUAUUAUUCUAAAUUAUUCGACUGUAACCCAAAUUUUCAUUAAAUAAUGUUGUGCAAUAGAUACCUCAUACCAGAGUUUUGUACUUA